This is a messenger RNA of Adineta steineri, 942 nucleotides long. Lineage: Eukaryota; Metazoa; Rotifera; Eurotatoria; Adinetida; Adinetidae. The record is from the annotation of a GenBank genome assembly.
AUGGUUAUUACUACAAUUGAUGUUGAAACUGAUGUACGACGUCAAUACAAUAGACGUGUUCUUUUUUGUAUUCGAAUUAGGGCAGCUGCAUUACUAAUUGGUCUAUGGGAUUUAGUUAUUCAUUCAAUAGUAUUAUGUGCUUUAAUAUUUAUGUUUCGUCAACCAUCACCAUUGAUGAUGACAGAGGAUUCUCUUGUAGGAAAAAAUCUCUAUUCACCGUCAUCACAAAUAUCAUUAGCUGAAUCACAUCCUGAACAAACACCGGAUACAAUAAUGCAACAUAAAAAUUAUCUUUCAAGUAAUAUUUUAUUAAAUCGAAUGCUUGAAAAACGUAAUAUGACACGUAUGCCAGUUGGAUUGAAUACUCGAAAUUUUUAUUCAAAUCUUGAUUUAAUGACAGUUAAAUGGGCAGCAUCACUUAGUCCACAAGAUAAGUGUGUUGUUUUCUUUGUUGUUUUCUCAGCAACAAUUCUUAUUCUGGCACAUAUUUGUGGUAUUUUAACCAACAAACCAUCAUAUAUCGUUCCAUAUUUUCUAAUCAAAGUAUUUAAUGUCAUUAUAUCAAUUUUAUCAAUGUUAGGUUUUUAUGCAUAUAUGCCUGAUGUUACAGUUUGGCUUCGAAUGCAACCAAAUUUUCCAUUUAAACAAAAUUUACUUGAACUCGAUACUCAAACACUUCAACUUGUUAUAUACACUUUUCUUCUUUUUGUUAUUCUAGCUAAACUUUACAUUGCUGCUAUUAUAUGGUAUUGUUAUGGUUAUAUAACAGCAUUAACAAUGGCACGAUCAAUUGGAACAUUUACAGCUACAGAUGGUGUACAACCAAUUAUUGGAGAAAUGUAUUCUCCACCAAAAUAUGAAGAAGCUAUUAAAUCAACUAAUUAUCAGCAGGAGGCUUAUUCACCUCCUCCAUAUACACCAUUACUUCGUUCGACUAUGUAA